This is a messenger RNA of Trichoderma harzianum CBS 226.95, 510 nucleotides long. RefSeq lists its product as hypothetical. The transcript has a single exon. Lineage: Eukaryota; Fungi; Ascomycota; Sordariomycetes; Hypocreales; Hypocreaceae. Bases 151 to 477 code for a protein of 108 amino acids. The record is from RefSeq and is a predicted model, not a curated record.
GUACGAGUACGGAGUACACGUAUUCCAUCCAAGAGGGUGUUGCGGCCUCCCUCCGCAUUUGACUUUGCCAGCACGGCUCGACAGCCGAGUCUCUUCGCCCGUGCUUGUAUGAACGUCAGGCUGCUGGAUUCAUGAUAAUCUGCGACAUUUAUGCGAGCUCUGCUUCAGCGCGGCUCCGUCCUUUCGCUAUGCCACUGGUACAUCAUACUUAUUAUUAGGCAUCGCUCUGUUCUCCGAAGAUUUUGGACCCCUGACCAAUGGCCCACAUUGUGCAUAAUGCUGCCCAGGCUCACGGACCACAGAUGUCUGACCCCUGUCCGGCGCGCAUUCCUGGCCGCGGUAUGUGCUAGCCACAUCCCAGCAUUGGCCGGUGGCGAACCUAAUGGUAAGAAACAAUAUAGCGAAAGGUCAAGGUUACUCAGGGGUUCAACGCAAGCUGAUUCUAGCUCUGCUUGGCCUUCUGGGGUUUUCGGCUGAUGCCCACUCAUGCCCGUCCUUUUUAGGCGGCGU